Messenger RNA from Cuscuta europaea, 2881 nucleotides. NCBI's taxonomy places the organism in Eukaryota, Viridiplantae, Streptophyta, Magnoliopsida, Solanales, Convolvulaceae. The record is from the annotation of a GenBank genome assembly.
UUUGGAAUGAGGACCGGCCCUGUUUGUGAUUUCAUCCCUCAACUUCAUCUUCCUCUAUAUAUUCCUCCUACUAAACACACAUCAGUCAACUCAAGAAAAGAAGACCUAACGGAAAGGAACAACCGCCAGCUAUGGUAGUAGAGGAGUCGCUUCGCAUUCAAACACUCAACCAAGUUCCAUCUGCGGAAGAUUUUGCCUUCCAUAUUGAACCGAAGAAUGUUCCAGCUGUCUUUGAAGGAUGUAUCACGAAUUGGAAGGCUUUCUCCAAAUGGAAUCCCUACAAUGGCGGCCUCUCUUAUUUGCAGGAACAUGUAGGAUCAUCUGUUGUGCAAGUGAUGAUGUCCAGAUCUCCACCGGUCUUUUAUGGUGACAUUAGAAGUCAUGAAAGGGUUCCAAUACCAUACUCAACUUUCAUCGCAUAUUGCAUGGAUCAUUUGAAAAAUAAAGAGGAUGGCAAAGAUAAUCCUUGUCAAUCUGAGAAGAAUAGGCUGAAGUUAUCUGACAUUGAUCGAACUGAUAGCUGUGCAAUUGAGGUUCAGCAAUAUUAUCUAGCUCAGGUGCCAAUACUGAAUGCUGAGAAUGAGGAUGCCGCACAAUUGAAGUGUUUGAGUGAAGACAUUCAUAUGCCUGAGUUCUUGCAGACAAAAAGCAUGAUUUCCAUCAAUUUGUGGAUGAAUAGUGCUAAGACCAGAUCAAGCACUCACUAUGAUAUCUACAACAAUCUCUUAUGUGUAGUGUCUGGAUGCAAACAAGUUUCUUUAUGGCCACCUUCUGCAAGCCCCUUCUUAUAUCCACUUCCUUUAUAUGGGGAAGCAUCAAAUCACAGUGCUAUAAUGUUAGGAAGCCCAGAUCUAUCAUUUUACCCAAGGGCAAAAUAUUUGAAAGAGCAUUCCCAGACAGUUGUUCUUCAAGCUGGUGAUGCACUUUUCAUCCCUGAAGGAUGGUAUCACCAAGUAGACAGUGAUGAUUUAACAAUUGGUGUUAACUUUUGGUGGCAAUCGGAAAUAAUGUCUAGUGUGUUGGAGCAUAUGGAUGCAUAUUAUAUGCGAAGAAUAUUGAAAAGAUUGACUGACAAAGAAUUGGACAAAAGAGUUCAACAACUUUCUCUAGCUGGAAAUGAAUUUGCACCCACUACAAGUGACCUGCCUUCUAAUGCACAUAGAGAUGAUACCGAUCCUACUGGACUAGAGCAAAAAAAAUUGUUGCAAAAUUUGGGGUCCCUUGAGCGCCAAUCUCUGCAUGGACUUGUUUCUUUAGUCCAUGACCAUGUCAACCAAAGACAACCUGUGGGGUGCAGCUCUAAUGACACUCAAGGAAUUGAAAGCAAUGAUCAAGUGGCUAUCAGAAAGGAGGACUCAAGUUACUGUCUAGAAGAUCAUAUUGCUAAUCUUAUUUGGUCUCUUGGUCCACUUACUCUUAGGAGUGUUUUUGUUGCAAUGGCACAUAAUUUCCCAAGAACUCUGGAGGCUUUAGUAUUGCAUGCAUUGUCACCAAUUGGAGCAGAAAUCCUAACUCGUAAGUUUGAAGAGAUGGACCAACUUGUGACUGUGGAUGACAGGGACAAUUUCUACCAGAUUGUCUAUGGUGUGUUUGACGAUCAGUUUGCUGUGAUGGACAAACUUUUAAAUAGAAAAGAGUCAUUUGGCUGUCAGGCAUUCAAAGAUGUGCUUGAUCAGUAUUUGGGAGUUAAUUUCAAUGAUGGACCUCAACGGCAAGUCUGAUAAACAUCCACUGCUGCCAGUUUUCCAAAUAUGAAGUAAAACCUUGCACCACAUUCAGAUUGAUACUUCAAAUCGAAUCGGAUUCACGGAUGAAGCUAUCUUUUCUUAGUCGGUACUUCAACAUGUGAUCUUGUCACUAUAUAUAGAUGUUGUAUCAGCAAGGGCGAAACCAAACCCUAAUGGAUUAUGGCUGUCACGCUCAUUGUUGUACAUUAUGCUACUGUUGCUGCUCGUGAACAACUCGUCUUCCCCGUACGUUAACAGACGGUGAUCAUGCUCCUCUCUCCUCACAUUAUCGUUGCUGGUCAACCCCAGAAAGUCUCUGGUCAAAGGGUUCCUUUCUGCCACGUGUCAAACCCCACGUACUCUUCUUGGGCCAUCCUCUCCAUCAUGUUCACAUCUGACCCCGCACUACCUAGCUGGGCCAUGUUGCAUUUCACGUGAUCCACAUUGGUGGCCCCCACGUUGGCUGCCUUCUGUAGAAGCGCCGUGGUCGAGAGGAACGAGGAAGGAGCCAUCGGAGGGGCCGCCGGUUCUUGAAAGUACGGUAACGGUGCUCCCGGAGCACAACCACUACUGAGUGACUGAGUCUCGCUGAUUUGAUCAUAGUAGAGAGGUGAUGGGGUGGUUGUGGGUCCCAUGGGAUGCCGCCGCCUAUGCACAUCAAGAAGCCUGUUGAUGUUGUUGCCGGUGGCGGCGGCGGUGAUGGUGGGGUUGGGAAGUGUCGCUAUGGUGGAGAGGAGCAGAGAGGGUUGAGGUGGAAGCUGGGUUUGAUUUGUUGGGGAGGAUUAUGAGUAUGACUGUUAUGGGUUAGACGGUGCAUUAGCAGUAUUGACUUCGCAGAAAUUCUGGCACUCUCUUCAGCUAAAGCAUCAUAGAAUGCUCUCUGUGUUAUAAAGCUAUCCUUCCUCCGUUGAUGACUGAUUGAUUAGCCCUUAGCCCACAUUUUAAUCCAUUUUUAACAAUAAAGAGGGAUGAUACCCCAACAUCAGCUAGAGAAACUUAAUUAGAAAGAUGUAAAUUAGAUUUUAAUCGCAGGUUGCUGAAAGAUAGAUGCCUUAUGCAUUUCACAUGUAACCUCUUAACGUAAUUGUUAGGAUUUAAAAUUUGGAAACCAAGACUUACUGCGACACCUUCUUCCUACUCCAUUUUAAUUCAUU